Messenger RNA from Lingula anatina, 3348 nucleotides. Its product is annotated as pre-mRNA splicing regulator USH1G. Gene Ontology annotation, molecular function: protein binding. Lineage: Eukaryota; Metazoa; Brachiopoda; Lingulata; Lingulida; Lingulidae. The record is from RefSeq and is a predicted model, not a curated record.
GCUACAACCCUCCAGCAGUCAAAACUCGAAAGUUUAGAAAGCAAGUGCGCUCGUGUAGGGGAUGGUUUAUCUGCUUUAAAAUGUGAUAAACCGAGUACUUUUAAAUAUGGCAACCAAAUUCCACCAAGCGGCUAGAGACGGUUAUUUGGAUUUACUCAGAGAAGCUACCAGAAAAGACGCAGACACCCCUGACGAAGAUGGAAUGACCCCUACACUCUGGGCCGCCUACUUCGGCAACUUGGAUGCAUUACGACUGCUGGUUGGGAGAGGAGGUGAUGCAGACAAAUGUGACUUGUUGGGGAACACAGCCCUGCACCAUGCGUCCUUCAAUGGUCACCUCCACUGUGUCACAUACCUGGUCAAUUUUGGGGUCAACAUUUGGGCUCUGGACAAUGACCAUCACUCCUCUCUGGACUUGGCCUCCAUGAAGAACCACAUGGAUGUUGUCCGCUUUCUAGACGGAGUUGUAGCCAAGCAGUCGGCAACAAACCCAAAGUUUGUGAAAAAGAUGAAAGAAAAGGCAGUCCUGGAGGCAGAUGAAAGAUUUAAGAGAUAUGAAAAACUGCAAUUCAAGGCACAAAAAAGGGCAGAAAAAGAAGAACGAAGAAUGUAUGCUGAAGAAAAUCCAGAACCUGCUCAGAAAAGGUCAUUUUUCAAGACGCUGACUCUAAGACUUAAAGGAAGUAAAGUGCAAGAGGAGCUGAACAAAGGAUCAGAACCUGCCAAUACAGAAAACAACCGGGGCGGAACAGUUGGCUACAGUGCUCACGGUGGGGCAUCUCGUAAAAUUGAAGCUAAGAAAGGCAUGCGCAAUGGCAACUUUAAAAUAGGAGGAAUGCAGGCAGAUGGACGUAGAACCAGUCAGUCACUCACAGGUGGCUAUGUUCAUGACUCUGAAAUCAUGUACACUAAAACAGAUGGACAACCUGAGGAAGAUGUAAAUAUGACCAACCAAAUGACAAGCCCAAAUAGAAAGCGGCUUGAUGAAUUGUUCGAUAACAUAAGUUUAGAAGGCAAGAAGGGGAGAGAAGGGAACGCUGACUCAGGGGUAGAUAGUGCAGACUCCCUAAAUAAAAGCAAUGCUUUUGGAGUUUUUGAUAGGCCUGGGUUUGGCAACAUGGCAUUUUUGAACCGUGCUGCCAUGUCGCUUCCUCCAGAACACCAGGGAGAAGACGAUGACGAUGGUUUUGACGACAAUGAGUUGAUCGAUCAAAUUGCCAAUGGAAAUGGAAAACAAAGAGAAGGUAGCUACACGGACAGCAUAGGCACUGCCAGCAGCCUUACGUCCAAAGAUCAUAAAGGUACAGAAUGGCAGGAAGAUGAUGCUUAUCUGGAUGAAGAUGAUGAGCAGUGUACGCCACUCGAGUUAUUUUUAGCGUCCCAUGGACUUAUGGAGUUUAUCCCCCAGUUUAACAGAGAGAAGGUGGAUUUGGAAGCAUUAAUGUUGCUGACUGAUUCAGAUUUAAGAGAUUUGAAUGUGCCACUUGGACCCCGUCGCAAAAUACUUGAAGCUGUUGAGAAGCGCAAACUCGUCCUUGGCGAACCAGGGUUCCUUGAAGAUACACACUUGUAGAUAAGACCAGUGCUGGUUUAUGAUAAGAGUUAAUGUCACAGCAGAAGCAGUCUGCCUUUCCCAUUUGAGGGUAAAGAUUUUUUGUCACAUGAGAACAAGAUGUUGAACAUGAAUGUACCAAAAUUUUAACAAGACACUCUCUAUGUAGGUUGUGCUUGUGGCAGAUUAUUAUUUUAAGAAUAUUUUUAAAGUGAAAUGUGAACUUUUGAUUUUGGUUUCUUUUAGUGUAGGUAAAGAUAGAUAUUUCAGUGAGUUGAUAACCUGAUAAGGUAACCUAGUAAGGAAAACGUAUAUAUUUAGAUUUCACAUGUUAAUUGGUGCUAAUUCAGUCUACAAAUGAUGGGUCACAUGAUUAAAUCUGUCAUGUAAUAUUUAUUUUAAUAUAUAGUUUAACAUUCUUCAUAUUGGAAGAAUGAUUGUUACACUUGCAGAUCACAUUUUAAAAUUGAUAUAAUAAAUGGUGAAUAGAGCAAGAAAAAUACUUCAUAAAGCUGCUCGCACUACGGUUUUGGAUGUGAUGAAUUAUGCAUGUUUUAUUUUCAAAAAAGGUCAAUGUUGUGUUGUAAGAAAAGGCUUUGAAGUGUUCAGUUUUCUUUUAUUUUGUUAUUAUGAAAAUUAACAAAUUUGUUAUGUUGUAGCUUUCUGAUUAUUCUUUAAUCAGGAUUUACGAAAGAAUAACUUAAGAGGUACUUAAUACAUUUAGAACCACAGAAACUUAAAUGUUGGUCACAUGAUUUAAGGUCACAUUUAAAUUAAAAUGGACGUGAAAUUCAUAUAUUAGUUAAGUGGAGAAUAUAGUAUGCUUUUUCAGUCUUGAAAUUUUAUUGUUUUAAGUUGAUUAAUAAGUAUUUUAACCCUCCUGAAUGUUGGUGCUCAGUUAAUGAAUGCAGGUGUAUAAAAGGAAAAUUUACUUCACAAUUUAACAUUUCAUAAUAGGAUCAUACACUGCUGUAAAGGUAGUCUUGUAUUUGGUGAAAGAAUUUCACGUACGACUAUUGAUUAAAAUCAUUCUCUGUGAUUGUUUAGUUGCAUGUUGAGUUAUACAGUAAAGGAAAAUAUAUAUCCACUUGGGACCAAAAGUGUGAUUGAUGACAUACUGCUGAUUUUGUUGCUAGUUUUAUAUAGCUGAUCAAUAGAUUUUUUCAUAAUUGCCAACUUAUUUCUGUAUUAUGAUUUUAUUUAGUGUUUAUUUUAGUAUUUUAUUUUUUAGCCUUGGUGGUGAUUCUCGGUUUCAGAUGAUUGAAUAUCUCUAGAUUAGGUUUAUACGUAUGAACCUAUCUUUAUGAAUUUGUUAAUUUAUCUUUCCAUCUAGAGAGGGGGGAACAUAUAUAUAUUUAGAUAUAUAAUAUAGACAUAUACGUACGUUUUUGUCCAGGCAGAGCUUCCAGUCAUUUCACACUAGUCUAUGAUUGUUUUCCCCUCUACCUGGAAGCGCAUAUCAUAUGUAUAUCGCUUGCUUUUUAACCUGGUGCUAGGGCCUUUUAUUAUUAUUAUUAUUAUUAUUAUCCUGUAUAAUAUAGCUAGAGCUUCUACUGCUGAUUUUCUCUACCAAGUUUGAUGAUUCAAUGAAUUAUGCAUACCUGUUUUUUCAAUAUGCUCUCUUGCCAGGAAUAUUCCAUGCCAUGAAUUGAUUAUAAUAUUUAGAUAACUUGAUAAGGAUCCAAUAAGUAAGACUGUGUAUAGCAUCUAGAUUGAAGGCUUGAAAGUACAGAAAAAAGAGACCAUGUAUUUAACAUUGCUUCUUAAAUAAAACCUGCUUAAACUUUAUGCAACCA